GUUUCCAGCACGGCCACCUCUAGGGUGAUGUGACAGCUACAAUUAAAUCAACACACACGCUGAGAACUGACCUAGGCAUAGAUAUAGACAGCUAUAUAGAAUAUAUACAUACAAAGACCAUGAGCCCAUGCCAGCCCUGAUUCAGCAGUACCUACAUCUCCCAGCAAACCUCCCUGCCUCCAGCCCCACCACAUAAAGCCCUGGGCAAUAAGUGCAGAGGGAUGGUGGUAGUUUCAGGAAAACUGGAAACGCGAGGCACCGCAGACGAUGCCAUGUCGAGCUCUGAUGCUGAAGAUGAGCUGAUCGAGCCUGCCACGCCCACUCCGACCAGCGCUGCCUUCUCACUGCAGGACAAAGUGCACCCGCUGCAGCUUCCUGAAGUUAUUCCACUUAAUGUGGGAGGGAUGAGCUUUACAACCAGGCUUUCAACACUCCUGCGCUACGAGGACACCAUGCUGGCUGCUAUGUUUAGUGGGCGCCACUACAUUCCAACAGAUGCAGAAGGGAGAUACUUUAUUGACAGAGAUGGCACCUAUUUCGGAGAUAUUCUGAAUUUUCUGCGCUGUGGAGAUCUUCCUCUGCAAGAGAGGGUGAAGAUGGUGUACAAGGAAGCUCAUUACUAUUCAAUUGGGCCACUGCUAGACAUUCUGGACAAAAUGCAACCACUUUCUGGGGAAAAAGUAAGACAAGCCUUCCUGGACCUGAUGCCUUAUUACAAAGAUCACUUGGAGCGCAUUAUUGACAUUGGGAAACACAGAGCUAUACAGCGGAAAGCACGCUUUGCAAAACUGAAGGUCUGUGUGUUUAAAGAGGAGAUGCCCAUCACCCCUUAUGAGUGCCCUCAAUUCAAUGCAUUGCGCUUCGAAAGGAGUGAAAGUGAAUCAAAACAUUUUGAGCACCAUUGUGAGGUUGACGUCUCCUUUGGGCCAUGGGAAGCAGUGGCAGAUGUGUAUGACCUUCUCCAUUGUAUAGUUACUGAUCUAUCAGAGAGAGGCAUUACGGUGGAACACCAGUGCAUUGGUGUCUGUGACAAACAUCUUGUAAAUCAUUAUUACUGCAAGCGCCCAAUCUAUGAGUUCAAGAUCACAUGGUGGUAAGAUCUGGGCAAAAGAACUCUAGGACCAAAUCUUCAGAAACAGACUUCAAAUACAACUAACGGCUCAAUGUUUUGUACUGCUAUUAAGAUGUGUACAGCAUAGCAUAGCGCUGGGCAGAAGAUAAUGUAAUAGACUGAAUAUGGUGGAAUAUUAAACCACUGAGAGAAAUGUUAGUGAAAAAAGAACAUGAUUAAACUGCACACUGCAGUAAUGCCUUCAGUAACCUAGCACAAUCUAAAGUCUCAUAACAGGAGUUAGUUACCUGACUGCAGGUAAUUGCUGAAUUCCUAAAACUUUCAAGUUUUGCUGUUUCCUAAUAGACUUUGUCAGGCUGUUCGUAUUUUGUACAGACACAGCCCCACUGCACAGUUAGGACAAAGCUAAAUGACUGGUUACAUUUUAUAUAGAUGCACUUCCAGCACAGAGUCACAAUGAGCACUUCUUCCUAUUUGACUGGUUAAAUAAUGGCUUUAAGACCAAAAGGCCAAUGAACUGUAAGUGUAAUGUAUCUGUAUGGUUAUUUGUGCAUUGUAAAACCAUAUUGCCUGUGUAUUAGUAUGCCGUGU
Molecule: messenger RNA, 1663 nt
Organism: Xenopus laevis (African clawed frog)
Lineage: Eukaryota; Metazoa; Chordata; Amphibia; Anura; Pipidae
Gene: kctd7.S
Product: potassium channel tetramerization domain containing 7 S homeolog
Exons: 4
Coding region: 222-1097 (291 amino acids)
Biological process (GO): protein homooligomerization; membrane hyperpolarization
Cellular component (GO): cytoplasm; plasma membrane
Source: RefSeq, a predicted model, not a curated record